GUUCACCAGUAUUAUAAUGUCAGAACGUUAACAAAUUUGAUGUAUCUUAACAACAUAAAAAUUUUUGUGUGUUUGCUUAACCUCUUUCGCCAAACCAUUGCUAGUCUCUGCUGAAUGAAUAUCAAAUACCAGUAUAGGGAUGUGUCUGUUAAAUUAUGGAAUCAAAAAUAGUGUCACUCAUUUUCAACUGCUAAUCGUGUUUGUCGUGUUUCUUUGCCUAGUGUUAAGAUGUGAAAAUAUUCCUGUCUACGAUGAGCCAAGAUUACCAGCGACUGUGAUACCCUUCCACUAUAACAUACAGCUAAUAACCCAUUUGGAAAAUUCGUCCCAAUUCCGCUACGAGGGAGUCGUUAACAUAUCCAUUCACAUCCAGAAAGAGACCAAGGAGCUAGUACUUCAUGCAGCCGGCUUUAAAAUGAAUACGAAGGACAUAACAUUAUGGUGCAAUGACCAGGCUCCACAGUUGGUAAAAGUCAGGUUCAACCGGCGCCGCAGCUAUAUGGUUCUCACCUUUGACAAGAACUUGAGUCUGAGCAGGUUCUAUACACUGAGGAUGUCGUUUCGACGCCCCAUGUCCGAUGACAGCCAGGCUGGUUAUUUUGUGCGCCACUAUUUGGACCGAGAAACAUCUCGUAAAAACUGGUACUCUCUGACUCAUUUCAAUCGAAAUUCCAUCCGCAAUACAAUGCCCAGUUUUGACGAGCCUUCCUUGAGGGCCACUUUUAAUGUGACUCAUGGUCAUCACAAACGCUACCAAAGUUUUAGCAACAUGAAAGUCCUGAAGGUCCUGCCCAACCACCAGUUGGUGGAUUAUGUUUGGUCCGUUCAUGAGACGUCCCCCCCAAUUCCCACAUACCUGCUUGCCUUCGCCCUGAACAACUUCACCUGCCACUUUAGCCAGUCGGCCAAUGCCAAGCCCAUUAGCUUUCGCACCUGCUCGCCGGCAGGACAGGUGCGCGAAACCACAUUUGCCGCGCAGGUAGCGCCGCAGCUGCUUACCCACUUUGAGGAGAUAUUGCAGGUCCAGCUUCCUCUAGAAAAGAUAGAUCAGCUGGUGGUGGACAACUACCCCACGGCUGCCCUGGAGAACCUUGGCUUGGUGGUUUACGGAAGCAAGCUGAUCCUGGAAAGCGAGCAGCCCGGCAGAUCGCUGACGCGGACACAAUUGCAAACCAUGGAACUGGUAGCCCACGAGAUGGCCCACAUGUGGUUCGGGAACCUACUGGGCCUCGAAUGGUGGACGGACCUCUGGCUGCUGGAGGGCCUAUCUGUUUUUCUCCAGUCGUUGGCUAUAGACGGGCUGCAGCCACGGAUGGGCCAGCGGAUGCUGGUCCGCAACCGGGAGUCGGCACUGAUGCACGAGACGCGGAUGGGGGGUCUCAAGCUGGUGCAGCGAACAAUGCCCAUCGCAUCGGACACGUUCAUGUUUAAGAAGGCCACUUCUCUUAUCGUCAUGCUGUGCUCCACUUUGGGCAACACCACUUUCUUCGAUGGCCUGCAGAGGCACCUGUGGCAGCACACCUACGAGAGCAGCACCCCCGACGACUUUUUACGGGCGAUGCAGCUGGCGAGCGAGAGGCAUGACUCGCUCCCAGAAGGCUACGAUGUAAAGACCAUAAUGAACAUAUGGACCAUGCAGAGCGGCUACCCGCUGGUGACGGUCAGCAGGAGCGAGGGUGGACUAGAUGUAGUCCAGAGUCACGCACUGAAUGAAAACAGUACGGAGCUUUGGUGGAUCCCACUCACAUUUACCAUCCAGGGCUCGGCCGACUUCCAGCACACUCUGCCGAAGGCCUGGCUCACUCCGGACCAGCCGCAAUUGCAUCUGAAUCUUUCGCUACCCCAGAACGACUGGGUGAUCUUCAACCUUCAGGCUCUCGGCUACUACAGAGUCCAGUACGAUGAGCUCAACCUGAAACUUUUAGCCAAAGCGCUCUUCAACAAUUUUCGUAACAUCCACGUCCUGAACAGGGCCCAGAUCGUAAGUGACAUCCUGUUCUUGAGGCGCCAAGGCCGUAUAAGCUGGAGCAACGCCUUCGAGGUUCUGAAGUACAUUCUUGACGAAGACGAGUAUGAGCCGCUGAUGGCCUUCGUUCUAGGGGUUACUCACGGCUUCUGGGGCUUAUCGCCGGACACUUCCAUUUCCAUUGCGAAAUGGCUGGGCAUUGCCGGAAAGUGGUACGCGGAGUUCAUCAGUUACACGUUCGACAAGUUCGUGAUGCAGGAGCAAAGUUUGAAUACCCUCGAUACGCCGCACUAGCUACCACCACGGAACGAAAGGGCCCAGUUGGGGAACCGCAGGAUAAUGGAGCUGAGCAGCCCCAGUGGCACUUCCUCCUGCGCGAACAAGCAAAAUGAAACCACCAUCAAUGAACCGCAAUUGUAUUUGUUUGCAAAUAACUGAGCGUUAUCUGAGACUAUUUAUCUUUAUCUACAGCAACAGCAAAAGCAACAGCCACGACGGCAGCUUCGCACAAUGCCAACGGACCCGGCCGUAGGAGGCAAUGGCUGGGAGUAGUAGUGGCCAACUGGGAUCCGGGGCGAUGGUAACUGGUAACUGCGGCUACACUUACAACCCGGCGAAUGCCAAGGCGCCAACUGAAAUAAUGACGGCAGGCGAAAUAACAAUAAAGGCUAAGACUCCGGCUGAGGGGGGAGCCAGAACCAAGUAAAGGACAAUAUCGAUGCUCUUUUUCCGAAUAAUGAAGAGCGGAAAAGACAAUGCCAGCCAGGACCCUAAUGCGGCCAUUCCAACGGCAAUGCAAUGAACUUCUUCGGUGCAAGUUCUUAAAGGACUUUAAGAUCGUCCAACGCGAAAAUGUAAAACAUUCACAAUCUCACAAAAUUCAGUCUAUAUUUGGUAUUGUAUGGAAAUAUCCGUGAACAUUGGUUAAAUAAUUGUUUCGCUUUGAUCGUAUACCCAAUUGCUAUAUCCAAAUGCAAUUGAAACCAAUUAAAUGCUAAUAAAAUAAAAUUUAGAUCGA
Messenger RNA from Drosophila ananassae, 2984 nucleotides. Its product is annotated as aminopeptidase Q. The transcript has 4 exons. The coding region runs from base 140 to 2260 and encodes 706 amino acids. Gene Ontology annotation, cellular component: cytoplasm. Gene Ontology annotation, molecular function: metalloaminopeptidase activity; zinc ion binding; peptide binding. Gene Ontology annotation, biological process: proteolysis; peptide catabolic process. Lineage: Eukaryota; Metazoa; Arthropoda; Insecta; Diptera; Drosophilidae. The record is from RefSeq and is a predicted model, not a curated record.